Neurospora crassa OR74A is the source of this 1523-nucleotide messenger RNA. RefSeq lists its product as hypothetical. The record is from RefSeq and is a predicted model, not a curated record. NCBI's taxonomy places the organism in Eukaryota, Fungi, Ascomycota, Sordariomycetes, Sordariales, Sordariaceae. The coding region runs from base 242 to 1105 and encodes 287 amino acids. The transcript is spliced from 3 exons.
GGUAGAUGUACUACCCAGUGCUUCGUCAAAAUCAGACUGUCCAACAUCUACAUUCACAUACAUGUUCACCGUCUUUUCUUCUUCAGCUUUGAUCUCUCUACACCCCCCAUAAACUUUCACAGUUCGUAUGAGUUUGUCGUGUGAAAGGAUUUAUACCCUUUUCAGUGACGGCGCUGUCUUGUUGCCGAGCUAGCAUACUACCUAAGAAGCUGAGGUUCAAAACAGUCUGUGCCAAAUAGACAUGAUUCAACGUUCGCCCUCCAUGGACAGCGUAGUCCAGUGUCUGCUCAACGACUCGCGACUGGAGAUCAUGCUCGUUAGGAUAGUGGAGUGUACAGCUGAUAGUUUCAGCAUGUCGGUGGAAUACCAAGUAACCGCCACCGGCCCGGUCGGUUCCGUGGUCGACGCCAUGCUCGUCGACCUCGUCUACCUCGACCGGCCCUUCGGCAAGGUGCGGCUGCCCCAGACGAAGACGCGCUUCAACGGCACCGACGUGCACUUUUACGACCAGACCAUCCACGUCACCAACAUGUCCAUCUGGCUGCAGCUCUUAUCGGACCUCACUCAUAAGGAGAAAUUGGUAUACCAUCUCCGCAAUGGCGAGGCUCAUCUCACGGGCCCGUUUGGGACGACAGCGCAGUGUGGGUACAACAAGGAUAUCCAUGUGUUGGGGAUGAACGGGCUCCCAGUCCUGAUCAAGGAUGUGGAUCGGGAGGAAAGGAAGGUCACGCUGACCAUGAGAAAUCUGAGUACCUUUGAGCUUGACUAUGGUCCGACGGUCUUUGAGAUUCAGGAGGGUGGAGGGAAAGGGCAGUGGAGAACGAUUGCGAGGUUGAAGGGCGACUUCUUUACUAAGCGGGGCGAAUUUCAUGUUGCCUUCGAGGUCGAGACGGUAUCCUUGGACGGCGAAAUCGACCACGCUCAAGGGGGUGAGGUGAAGGAGAGUGGGAUGAGGCCAGCAGCAAAGAAGAUGGGGUUGGAUGCGGAUAAGACAUACCGUUUCCAAGGUGUUGGAACGGACAAGGAGGGAGCAUGGACAAAUGAAGCGAUCAAGUUUAUUCGAAGCCCGAUCUUGUUGACGGAAAAAUUUAUCUCUUUGUACUGACAGGCCAAAGGCGAUGGGAUCGAUAUACUGCGUACUUUAAAGGCUGAUUGGACAGUGGGACCUCGAUUUUCAGGGGAAGUAAACAAAACCCAAAACCCAUGGUGAGUGAUGUCGGUGUUCAUUUCUUUUGGCUGUCCAGUUACUUGUCGGGCUUCGGCAGAAUAGCCAACCACCAUUCGUUUGCAGGCCUUCCUUCCACUUCAAUUGGUAGAUCACAGCCAAAAGGAGCAUGGAUAUGUUGGUGCAUCUGGAAGGCACGGUGCAGCUGAAACCAAGCCCAGAAUUGUGAGGGGGAAGCUGCAAUUGUUAUAACUCUACGAGGGAUUCAAGCUUGUGGGAAUACAGAAGCAAGAUGCAACAGCCCAGUGUCCUUAUGCCCGACAAAAUGCCGUAGAUACCUGUACAGAUAUGAUACAAC